CCAAACCAAAACGAAAUCCAGAUAACAAGGGAAUCCACUUCUUCCGCCAAUGGCAGCGCCCCACCUGUGAAAAGCGGCACCGCGUCAGCAUCAUCUCCCUGAUGAGCUAUCUCUCUCCUAAUGGGGUCAGUGUCCCUCCCUCAGAAAAGUCUCUCGAUCGCUUUUUGCCCCCUUUUCAACCCCUCCCUCUCUUCCUCUCUCCGUUGUGGGGGAAAAUCAGACCCGGCAAAACAGAGCAGUGUGUCUGUGGGUGAAUAUGGCAUGUUAGGAGUCGGUGAGGGUGAAGCCAUAAGUAGCUAUGUGUCACACCAGCACCCCUCCUCCUUCUUCCGAUCUCAGCCCCAGUAACUCCAACUCCAUUCCCACAACCAGAGAUUCUCUGAGUCGUCUCGCAGCACCUCGCCGUAAGAACAGAACAAAAACCAGGAAGCCCAAGUUCCUGAGUCUUCGGCUCCAGCUCUCAUCAAAUCAGUCCGAUCCAAUGGCACAUCAUCAACAGCUCAACCUCUUCCCCUUACACCCUGAAAACUUGAUCCAUGACAGAGAUGUCAUGCACGACGACGGCAACGUCGCUUUGCUCUUCACUUCUUAUGGCCCCGCCACCCUCAACGGCCUUCUGGAACAGGACUCCACAACCACAACCACCACCACCACUAAUACCACCGUUUCGGAGGAGGAUUCUGUGUCGCCCCAGUGUUGGACGGCGUACCCCUUCCACAAGGAGAACGGGAGCGCGCUGGUACGUAAGGCCAUGAAGAGGAGGAGCGAGGAGGACGGAAGGGAGGAGAGGUGGGUGUGUUACUCGGAGGUCACAAGUUAUUGCAGCGCCAAUACGACGGAGAGCACCGCCGCCCCCUCGACGUCGUCCGGGUUGCUGUCAUUGAAGCUGAAUUAUGAGGGCAUAUUAAAUGCCUGGUCUGACAAAGGUCCUCUUUAUGUUCCGGCCGAGACCCCACACGCUGUUCCCGACUUCCUCGAUCAUGUCCUUCCACACCAUCCGCCCCACGUUGUAUGGGGGCAUAGCAGUGUGGUGGAGAAGGCGUGGGAAGAGAGCGAGAAGAAGGAGAAACGGAAGGAAGAAAUGGGACAAAGGGAGGCAAGCGUGUUAAGAUAUAAAGAGAAGAGGCGAAGCAGGCUCUUCUCCAAGCGAAUCCGCUACGAGGUUCGUAAGCUCAAUGCUGAACAGCGCCCCAGGAUGAAGGGACGAUUUGUGAAGAGGGACUGAGACGUGAAGCCUCUGGUGGCAGGGCAGGUACUCCUAAUAAGAAUUGACAACAACGUAGUUUGCCAAUAAUCCGGCGUCCUUCUACAAUAUUUGUUCCCUUUCGGGGGGGUAGAUUUGUUGAUUAUAUACAAUUAUUGUAAAUAUGGCAAUGCCAUGUAAGGAACAAUAAAUAGAUAAACAAGCAAGCAAAACAAAAAAUGAUGUUUCCUUAAAAUUAGCAACGGCAAGGAAUAAUAUGUUAAUGUGACGAAAAAGGGUAGAAGAGUACGGCAGCUUCGUUUUGAACACUUGCUGAUCCAUUUUAGUAGAUAUUUGCACUGUGGAGUGGAAAAGAAGAGAGAUGUUAAUAAGAACAAGGUAAAGGAUUGUGUUGAUGUGGAAGAGGAAGGGGAAUAAGCAAGGCAAUGUAUAUAUGGUGGGGAGUCUGUAAACUCAGUACUCCAUUCUCUUGUAUUCAAACUGUAUCAGCACUUAAUUAACUGAAAUAGUUUUAAGUGACGAUCGAAGAGUGAGAUAUGAUGAUCAUCUUGAUGUGUGUUCCAGUUUUAUUAUGGGUGUGUCUCAUUUGUGUUGCAGCCAUUGAGGUGAUAAUUAUCGCUGCUGUAUGCCCACGUAAUGACCACAUACACUGACACUUUUAUUUUCUUC
Messenger RNA from Neltuma alba, 1873 nucleotides. RefSeq names its product protein CHLOROPLAST IMPORT APPARATUS 2. Gene Ontology annotation, biological process: regulation of DNA-templated transcription. Gene Ontology annotation, cellular component: nucleus. The coding region runs from base 299 to 1225 and encodes 308 amino acids. The record is from RefSeq and is a predicted model, not a curated record. Gene Ontology annotation, molecular function: protein binding. The transcript is spliced from 3 exons. Lineage: Eukaryota; Viridiplantae; Streptophyta; Magnoliopsida; Fabales; Fabaceae.